Molecule: messenger RNA, 1506 nt
Organism: Nymphaea colorata (pocket water lily)
Lineage: Eukaryota; Viridiplantae; Streptophyta; Magnoliopsida; Nymphaeales; Nymphaeaceae
Exons: 5
Coding region: 113-1168 (351 amino acids)
Source: RefSeq, a predicted model, not a curated record
CGUAACCCUAUAAGUGGCACCAAGAAAAGGGCGAAAUUUUUUUUCCCUUGCGGCUUUGGGGCUUUUUCGUCUUAUUGUAUCAAAUCGACGUCCGGCGCCUUAAUUCCCGGCCAUGGCUGGUGCUUCGCCGGCUUCCGGCGAACAAAUGGUUGUAAAUAGUCCGCAAGGGAACACGGACGUGCCCAAGCCCAAGACCAAGACAAGCCUCCGGGGUCUGAACAAGCCCAAGUGCUCCAAGUGUGGGAACGUCGCUCGGUCGCGGUGCCCUUACCAAUGUUGUAAGAGUUGCUGUUCUAAAGCUCAAAAUCCAUGUACCAUUCAUGUUCUCAGGCCUAAUGCGAAUUUUUCGGACAAACUCCCUACUUCAAGCUCUCCAUUGUUUGGCCAGAGUAUCACUGAUGUGUCCUCAUUAUCAUCCAGCAGACUCACAUCACUCCGGCAGGCCUCUAGUAAUUUGGCUCAUCUUGGUGGGGCACAUGUGGCAUUGCGUGCAAGAAAACCAUUGUCCAGGAAGGAAGCUGCCAUCAUUAACAACUGGAGGUUUUCCAAGUUAAGAGAGCAUAAAGAGCGGAACAUUGAGGCAGAAGAUGAGGCUUUUGAUCGCUACGUGCAGAAUGUGUCAUUGCUGGAAGAAACUUUUGGUGUCAAUUCUUCAUUGGAAGCCCUUACUCCUGAAGGUGAGCCCAUGCUUCUGUCUUGCUGUCCAGAUGGACUUGACCAGGAUAGAGUAGUUUCUGCACUGAAAGCAAGGUUAAGAUCCAAACCUGAAAGAGCAGACAAGCACAGAGAAAGAAUUCGAGGGCUAGUUAAUAUUGGAUUGGAGAACCUGAAGAAACGAGAGACAGAUGGAAGAGACAUGGAUCGUGUGGAUCCAGGCGCUUUAGGUGGCACGAGAGAACUUGAUAGCCACGAUAGUGGAUGCAGGCAGCGGUUUGAAUGUUUUUCAGCAAUAACUGAUCUUCUUGAUAAAAUGUCCAAGGUUCGAAGCAAGGAGGAUCUAAAACUAUGUACAGACCUGAAACUGCAAUUGUUUCCUCAAAAGGAGAGCAACCCAGUGGUUCCUGCCCCUGGCGGCCAAACAAUGGUUUUUAGCCAUGAACUCAGCAAAGAUGCACUGAGAAAGGUGGAUGAAGAAUUUCUACCUGAUCGAGAAAUUGCAGAGAUAUAGAAUCCAUGCUGUGUGGAUGAAGAAUUUCUACCUGAUCGAGAAAUUGCAGAGAUAUAGAAUCCAUGCUGUGUUACAUUACUCACUGCCGCUCCGAACAUUUCCUAUGUCUCAAGGGAGUAGUUCAAUUUAAUCAGUGGGAAUGUUUGUCCAAGCAUUUAAUCACGAGAAAGGCAAAAACGAACUCGGGGGCUGCAGGUAGGGGCGAUUAAAUGCGGCUUAGUCUGACUUUUUAUGUGAUGCUUCGGUUAUCGGCUUGAUGUAUUAUUAUUUUUUGUUGUAUCUUUUGCCAAGGCUUACCGUUAGAAAUGCAAUUAGAUUCCUACCUAUUUCAUCUUUUA